AUGGGUAUUAAUGGGCGGAAGGCGUGGUGGAGUGAGUUGGGUCAUACAGACGAAGUGGUAGAAGCAAACAGAUGGAGACCGUUCCCUGCUACGGUUCGAGAAGAUGAUGUUAACUGGUUCGUUUUACAGUAUGACGAGAAGGUUAAAGAUGGUACUUCACUUGUUGGGCCGUUUGGUUUGGAUUCAACCAAAUAUCCUAAUUAUACGUUAAAAGGUGAUACGCCUGUUCCCUUAAGGGAAUUCCAGGAUCAUGUUUUCAAAAGCAGCCGACAGUACAAACAGAUAGCAGAAAAGUGGGAACUUAGUAAAGAACAUCCUGGUUUUGCUGUAUCUCCAAAUUUGAGCUCCUUGGAACCGACGCGGAAGGACUGGUUGGGUCGGAAAGGGUUUCUUUUCAAUUCGUGGUUUCAUCUUGGUCCUAGAUUCUUCGAAAAACCGUUGAAUGAAGGGACAUUCGAAAAGGGACUUGCAUCUGCUAAAUAUGCGGCAAUAGCUAUGCUUCCGUACACAUUGUUUGAAAUCAAAGCGUUUGGAAGUGUAACUGUAGAUGACUUUGCUCCAAAGACCUUCUUAAAACGUUACUUCCAAUUGGCUCCCGUACCAGUGUCUAUAUGCUUUACUUGGGGAAUAGCUCUCAGUUUAGCCGCUAACAUUCGUCAUAAAGACGACCUUACAAACCACUUAUAUGCAUCUGUUGCUGCAGGCACGUUACUUGGUUUCAUGCGGACACUUUGUACCAUAUUUGUGAUGAAUAAUACUGACAUUUAUUGGGCUGCUGAUAAGUUGCCACUGGCGAAAAGAAAUAUUGCACGUGGUGUAGUGCUGACAAUGAUGUCCCUUGUGUUUGGAACACUUCUACAUUACAACAGAGUUCACGAAUUUGGUUUGCAAGGACCUUUGAUUAAUCAAAAUAUCAGUGGCGAAUGGGGAGGUCCAUUAUCUUGGAAGUUUAUGCAACAAGGCGACGUUAAAGUGCCUACUGUUAAAUACUGA
This is a messenger RNA of Enterobius vermicularis (human pinworm), 993 nucleotides long. The record is from the annotation of a GenBank genome assembly. NCBI's taxonomy places the organism in Eukaryota, Metazoa, Nematoda, Chromadorea, Rhabditida, Oxyuridae.